AUGAAUAUUGAAGUCAAUAGGUUGAAUACAUUUUCUGACUGGCCAACUUCAGCUCCGGUUGAUCCCAUACGAAUUGCGAAGGCUGGUUUUUUCUACACGGGCAAUGAAACCGAGGUUGAAUGCUUUAGUUGUGGAGGAAAAAUAUCAGACUGGAGUUACGGCGAUCAAGUGAUGUGGAGACAUCGGUUGCUGAGACCAAACUGUUCGUUUGUAGCUACGCCCCAAUUGUCUGGUAAUGUUCCUUCUGUUGAUGGCCAAAGUUGUGUAAACAAUUCCGACACAAAUGCUUCAUCAGACAAUACUGUUGAUGGAACAGUAACACCUGUGAGAUAUGGAUUGACACAAGAAGAUUUGAUGUAUAGAAGUGAUGCGCUAAGAUUACUAUCUUAUGUAAAUUGGAAUGAUACAUCUAUUUCCCGAGAAGCGUUAGUGAAUGCUGGUUUUUACCAUGCUGGUGGAGGUAGGUUGAGGUGUGCAUGGUGCGGAGGGGAGUUGGCUCCUCACAGAAAUCUAGGAUCAUUGGGCUCAGCUCUUGAGAUACAUAUAAGGUAUUUUCCAAUGUGUGAGUUUGCUGUUGAAAAUACUACUCCAUACGACAGAGAAAGACAAAGAAAUCGCAGAAUAGAAGAAUAUGACUCAAUAAGCCAAGGGGAAAAUGUUCAAGGAUACAUACUAGAUUUUACACCAAAUAAUGUGCAGUCUACGACAACAACACCUUGCGUUGCUAUCAACACAACACAAACAAGUGGAACAGAGCACAACGAGCAAGUGGUAGCGGCUGGCAGUACAUGGCGCGACCUUGGAGUAGUUAGUGGCGGCGCAAGACAUCCAGCUAAAGCUUCUUUAUUUGCAAGGUUGUCCACAUUCAACCGAUGGCCUUAUGAUAGACCACAGGCACCUCAAUCACUUGCUGAAGCAGGUUUUUUCUAUACGGGUUUAGAAGAUCAGGUUCGUUGUUUCUACUGCGAUGGGGGACUUGGCAAGUGGGAGGCUGGGGACGUACCUUGGCGCGAACACGCCCGCUGGUUCCCUCAGUGCGGUUACGUGUUAUUGCUCAAGGGACAGCAGUUUGUGGACUCAGCGCGCGCAGAUACCAACAAUCGGACGUCGUCAGCGGAUCCAGCCGCCUUGCCUACGAGGCCCCGCAAUCCACCUUUAAUUUUCCCCGUGACAGAUGCACAGAUAGACGCGUGUAUGGAGAGCAGUACCACUGGUGCCGCGCUGGGGGCAGGUUUGGACGUCGCACGGGUGAGGCGAGCCAUCGUCAGGCGCUUGCGUGCUACUGGGUCCCCAUUUCCCAACUCGGAGUCUUUAAUAGAUGCUGUAUUGGAUGAUCAGCUAAAUGAGGAGGCGUGGAGCACUGUCUCCAGCCAACGCCUCGCCAGGGAUAUACUCGCUGAGACCCUAAGCCUCUUCGACACUACUUCUAGGGCCUUCAACUUGCACGAAGAUAGAUCUGACAGCAGACAGUCUUCUGACAGUUCGCCGACUCCUCCGCUGCCAGAAGCGCAGUCAUCAGUCCAAGUAUACAAACCAACAGGCAAACCUGCGAAGGAAGAAAAACCAAAGACCCCGGUCCCAGAGCAGAAGGAACUAACCUUGGAAGAGGAGAACAGACAACUGAAGGAGGCUAGACUGUGUAAAGUCUGUAUGGAUAAUGAGGUCAGCAUCGUAUUCCUGCCAUGCGGUCACCUCGUGUCGUGCGCGUCUUGCAGCACAGCGUUAGCCGCGUGUCCGUUGUGUCGUGCUGCCGUGAAGGCGCUGGUUCGCGCUUACUUCGCAUGA
Molecule: messenger RNA, 1785 nt
Organism: Leptosia nina
Lineage: Eukaryota; Metazoa; Arthropoda; Insecta; Lepidoptera; Pieridae
Source: the annotation of a GenBank genome assembly